GAUAAGCUAUUUUCAGUUGCGCACACUUAGAAUCUUAUUUUCUGCGGUGUGAACCACUCAUUCUUCAAGAAGAUAAAAUCACGCAAUUAAAGAAAGAUCACUAAAUCAGUACAAACUUGCUUUGUAAUAAAUUAAAUUGAAUAUAUUAGAACUCAGGAGAUAUCUCUUCGAAUACUCUCAUCUAUACACCUAAAUUAAACUAUACAGUUCAACUUCCAGACGUAUCAGAUAUGCAACGUUUGUCGAAUUCCAUCCCUCAACAUUUAAAGACGAUGUUCAAAGAUCCUAUGACUUUUCUGAAACCUCUGUCUAUAGGAUGUAUUCGUAAGUAUCCUGGUGACGAAUUGGGACGUGGUGCAGGCAAGGGUGGUGGUACUGGUGGUUCUAUUCGUGAUGCUGGUGGGGCAUUUGGAAAACUCGAAGCACGUAAUGAAGAAGAAUACUUCUAUAAAUUACAACAACAUCAAUUACAUGAAUUGAAAAAACAUUUAGAAGAUGAACAUGAACGUGAAGUGAAAGAGAUCAAACGACUUGAAGAAUCACUCAAAAAACGAAAAAAAUUACUGGCUGAUCUUGAAAAAAAGCGUUAAUUGCCAAUAGGAAUCAAGUCGAACGCGAUCCUUUUCAUCAGCUUGUUUUAGUCUGCAGUUCAAAGUAGAAUGAUAUAUUGUUUCUCUGUCUCUCUCUCUAUGUGUGUGUGUGUGUGUGAAUGUGUAGAUUUUCACAUAUCCAACAGAUUUCUGUACUAGUCAGUUGAAUGAUGAUAAAUUUUUAAAUAGUCACUAAUAAUUUUGCUGCUUAUUCUGUCACUCUCGUUGACUUAGUGUGUUCGAUCAGUUCGAUGUAAUACUGGCAUUAAUUUUUUUAUUGAGAAAAAGAUAGAAGAAGGACAUGAGUAUGCGCUAUGCGAUUCGAAAAAAACAAACAUUACCAAAAUUGUGAUGCAAAAGAUUGACAGCUGAAGUUUUUUGCAUAAUUUUCAAUGAUUUUUUAUAAUCUACCUCACAAUAAUAAAUGCGUAAAUAAUAACGAAAUUAACUCAGG
Molecule: messenger RNA, 1044 nt
Organism: Schistosoma turkestanicum
Lineage: Eukaryota; Metazoa; Platyhelminthes; Trematoda; Strigeidida; Schistosomatidae
Source: the annotation of a GenBank genome assembly